Messenger RNA from Phycodurus eques (leafy seadragon), 2322 nucleotides. RefSeq names its product family with sequence similarity 204 member A (gene fam204a). The transcript is spliced from 7 exons. Lineage: Eukaryota; Metazoa; Chordata; Actinopteri; Syngnathiformes; Syngnathidae. The record is from RefSeq and is a predicted model, not a curated record. The coding region runs from base 101 to 871 and encodes 256 amino acids.
AACCUGAGCUUCUCUCCACAGCUGCUGGAGAAAUAUAGAAUUGAUCACAAAUUCGUCCCGUUUUAUAACGUACGUUGUUCGUAACUGAACGUUUAUCGCUAUGUACAGCGGUCUCCUGCCCAAGGGUUUAACAGAAGACGACCUCAGUCCGGAUGACCAGGAAGAGGAGCGUGGGCGUGAACUCGGGGAAGAAUACGAAGAAAACCCCGUCUUCAAGACUCCGACGGUUAUCGAUGCUCCAAAUGAACCCCCGACAUGCAACCUGCCUGGCAUAUCCCAGGAGACGUGGCAAAAAUUUAAUGAGCUGCGUAAGAAGAAAGACGAGACGAAGAUGACGAAAAUCCCGAGGAAAAAAAGAAGAAAAAACCGACAAUGCAAGAAAGAAGGUGAAAAGCCAACAGAGACGAGAGUGCGUCAGGAGGAGUUGGAGAAGCACUGGAAUGGGCUUAAGCAAUAUUUUGGUGUAAAUGAUCGAUUUCAUCCCCCUGCAUGUUCCAGCCCCCCUCCCAAGUCCGGCCUAGAAAAGAGCAUAGAGAAGGCCAUAGCUGAAGGGGACACUGCAAAGGCGGAGGAGAUGAGCGACAGACUCGCCACUCGAGAGCUGGCUGUGAAAAUCGCCGAAGCCACUGAUUGCCGUGACUUUGUGCAGCGCAAACAGGAAGAGGACGCUUUGAGGGCAGCAAAGAAAAGGAAGAAGCAAAUAGCUUGGGGGUACGACGUCUCUGUCCUCAUGUUUGUGUCUGCCAUCCUAUCUUCCAUGGUGUCAAGCACAGUUCGAGGCAAAAAAACGCUGGGAGACCAAAAGCAACAUGGGCUACAUGUGACCAAGAUGGAAGGGAGGAAGAUUUAUUUUUUAAUGUUAAUUGACUAAAACUCUGUUUCUUAUGACAAACCGAUUUGGUUUAGUUUUAUAUUUUUGCACAUUUAAAAAAAAUUAACACCCGCAAGAGUGUUGUGUUGGCUGAGGGCGGAAUAGAAAAUCCAUCUAAAAGCGAAAAAAAAAUUGGCACAUUCAAAUUAAUUCCCUGUGCGUCCAUUGGAGUCUGCAUUGUGUUAGUUUUCCAUUACAUUUCAGUGAUUCGAGCGUUCUGGCCUUCAAAUUAAAUCUGCUGUACAUUACUGGAUGAUGCGUUUAUUUAUUGCUGUAAAGUGGGUUAAUCAUGAAGGCGCUCCUUUCUUCUCCUGGGGAAGAGAAAGGAAAGAUUAGGCCCCUAAUGCAAUGUACAGGAUAAUGUGCGAUAGGAUUUGUGUGGAGAAAAUGAAAUUUGCCUGAUGUAAAUUGUUGUUAGCUAACAUAAACUGGAAGUUGAGAGAGUGGCUGAGUGAGCGGGGUGCACGAGAGACAUGAUGAAACGGAGGCUUUGCUGUUGGCCGUCUCCCAUGUUGGGAGACAUACUAUUGUUUCUGCGUAUGAACAACAGGCACGCGUUUCUUGAAGCCUCCACUCGGCGCGCUUUGUGCGAUGAGCGCUCUUCAGUAUGUUAACUAGUCUAAAACUGUGACUUUGAUCUUUUUUCCUGCUUUUGCAUAUGAAGCGGCUUAUAAAUGAUCAUUCCGAUUCUUGCCACUGUUAAUUCUAAACAGCUUUGGAACGAUGAUUAUUUAUAUUCAUAGUGCUUAUGUAGUUAUUUUUCCGACUGUGGCAAAUAAUUGCUUGCUUUAAGGUAGCGAAAAUUUUAAUUAAUUCACCUAUGUUAUUGGUAUUGAACAUAUUUGGCUAUUGUGUCCUUUGGUGCAAUGUGAAGAGCUGCGUUGGCUGAAUCAGUAUGCGAGAAACGAACAAAACAUCAGUAGUUAAAGUUUGUGGCCAUUAAUGAUUAUACUGUACAUCAGGUUUCAAGAACAGAAUUAUGCUCAAACGAUUGAAACGCUGAAGUGAAUCUCAUCAAUUUUGUGUGUGCGUGUGAUGCUGUAAAUUGCUCAGAAUAUGUGCUAAUUAAACUAUUAUCGCUGUAAUGAGAUGCGAGUCAAAACUCUGUUCGGCACAUCAAAGUACAACAUGGGAUUUCUUCACUUUGAUGACUGCAAUGAAAAACAUCUUGAGUGAGAAGUGAGGAAACUGAGAUGUUCCGCUAACAGGACCAAAGAAAGUUGCAUUUUUGAGCCUUCAAAAGUUUUGAAUGACUUUGGCUUUCUGCAUUACUGAAGGGGCGUCGUCUCCAUCUCGCUGUUCAUUUUGCUGCAUCUCAGUAGACCUCAGUGUUUUCCUGUGAAAUGUUACCCCUCCCCAAAAAAAAACAAUAAAAACAAACAAACAAAAAAUCACUUAAAAAUCCCAGACAUAGCGGGGGAGUGAAUGAUGAACCAAAAUAUCACAAUUCA